ACAUCUUCUGUAAACACAUUUAUCCCCUAUCAUCUCCACCGGUCAUGUCGUAACUAAAACCUGACCGAAACCUCCCCGGUGGUGACGAGGCGGCGCUCCCCUCGUGACCGGUGACGUCACAAACCGGACAAACAGGAAGAGAGUGAGGAGAGAGAGAGAGAGAGAGAGAAGCGGAGAACGGGUGAAGGAGAUCUAAGACGCAACAAUGGAUUUCUUAUUUGGUCGCCGGAAAACCCCUGAGGAGAUGCUGAGGCAGAACCAGCGAGCCCUCACCCGGGCCAUGAGGGAGCUGGAUCGAGAGAGGCAGAAACUGGAGCAGCAAGAGAAGAAGAUCAUUUGCGACAUCAAGAAGAUGGCCAAACAGGGCCAAAUGGAUGCCGUGAAGAUUAUGGCCAAGGAUCUGGUUCGCACGCGGCGAUACGUCAAGAAGUUCAUAAUGAUGCGGGCAAACAUCCAGGCCGUGUCCCUUAAGAUCCAGACCCUGAAGUCCAACAACUCCAUGGCCCAAGCUAUGAAAGGGGUGACCAAAGCCAUGGCCACCAUGAACAGACAGUUGAAGCUUCCGCAGAUCCAGAAGAUAAUGAUGGAGUUCGAAAAACAAUCAGAAAUAAUGGACAUGAAGGAAGAGAUGAUGAACGACGCCAUUGACGAUGCCAUGGGCGAUGAGGAUGAUGAAGAGGAAACGGACGCUGUGGUCUCCCAGGUCCUGGAUGAGUUGGGCCUGACUCUGACCGAUGAGCUGUCCAACCUUCCCGCUACCGGAGGUUCCCUCAGCGUGGCCGGAGCCAAGAAAGGAGAACCCACAGCCGCUUUAGCCGAUGCAGAUGCGGAUCUGGAGGAGCGGCUGAACAAUCUGCGACGGGACUAACGUGUCGGACCCUGCACUACACGGACUCUGAGUUUUAUCUUUUUGUUUUUUUUUGUUUUCUGCGAUAACCAUGGGGCUGUAGGGGAUCGGCUCUGGGCCGGAUGGCGGUCAGAUAUGUAUCUCCAGUCCCCGGCCGCUAGCUCCCUCUAUUCUGCUCCCGUCCACACUGUAGUAAGUGGAUGAAGAAAACUGUUCUGAUUUUAUAUUAUUAUUACCUCUUUUUGUUGCCGAGUUUUUUUUCUUCUGGUGUUCCUGUCUCCGCUUUCAUACAGAGGGCGGCAGGCGCCGUUUUCUGUAAAUAAAAACCUGUCUGAGAGCCAAAGCCUUUAUACCGCUCCCUCUGUGUCCCUGCAGUGUCACGGGAGCAUAAUGGUUAAAUAUUGUCUGUAUAGAUAUAAAUGUAUUAAAGGGGUAUUCCAGGAAAAUAGUUAAACAGAUUUGUAAAUUACUUCUAUUAAAAAAUCUUAAUCCUUCCAAUAGUUA
Hyla sarda is the source of this 1351-nucleotide messenger RNA. RefSeq names its product charged multivesicular body protein 2A (gene CHMP2A). The record is from RefSeq and is a predicted model, not a curated record. NCBI's taxonomy places the organism in Eukaryota, Metazoa, Chordata, Amphibia, Anura, Hylidae. Gene Ontology annotation, biological process: late endosome to vacuole transport; endosome transport via multivesicular body sorting pathway; protein transport. The transcript has 6 exons. Gene Ontology annotation, cellular component: multivesicular body; ESCRT III complex. The coding region runs from base 206 to 868 and encodes 220 amino acids.